GCGGCGGCGGCGGUUCCACCCAGCCUCCCGGAAGGCGGGGCUUUUCGUUGGCUGCGGCGGCUCGCCAGUUUUGCUUCCAUGAUCCUUGAAUCCCUGGAGCAUGAAGGUCAAAGUGAUUUCAAUUUUGGAAGACAAUUACAUGUACCUGAUCAUUGAAGAAACCACCAGAGAGGCCAUUGCAGUGGAUGCUGCUGUUUCCAAGCGGCUCCUAGAGAUCAUCCGAAGGGAAGACAUUCUUCUAAAAGCCAUUCUGACCACCCACCACCAUUGGGAUCAUGCAAGAGACAAUGAAGAACUGGCCAAACUUUAUCCCGGCCUGGAGGUAUACGGUGGGGACGAACGAGUGGGAGCUCUGACACACCAAGUGACUCAUGAGGAGGAGUUAAAGUUUGGCAGCAUCAAUAUACGGUGCCUUCUCACUCCAGGCCACACCGUGGGACACGUCUGCUACUUCGUGUGGGAAAACGAUUCUCUGAAUGCUCCUGCAGCUUUCACAGGUGACACCUUAUUUGUCGGUGGUUGUGGGAGACUCCUGGAAUGCACAGCUGAACAGCUGUACAAGAGCCUGAUGGAGGUCCUGGGUGGGCUGCCAAAGGAGACGAAAAUCUUUUGUGGACACGAGUACACAACCCAGAAUUUGAAGUUUGCCUCAAAGGUGGAACCAGAGAAUGAAUUUGUGAAAGAAAAGCUCAUUUGGGCUAAACUCCGAGAAGAUGAAGACCUUCCAACAGUGCCUUCUACUUUGGCCGAGGAGUUCCUCUACAACCCGUUCCUUCGCAUCUUCUGCAGCAAAUACAUCUGGAUUUCACAGCCCCCUUUCCAGCAGCGUCAUGUGGGGCAGAAGCUUGCCGAGGAGAAAUUGCCUUCCUCCGUUUCCCAAAGGAGGGAAACUGUCUUUUCCUAUCUUGCUUUAUCUUUACAACUAUCUUGCUGCAAAUAUGGUGACGAGCAUCGAAGUUAACUCCUUACUUCUGUGAAGGCAGGCGCUAUAGAGCUAUGCAAAAUGGAGGAGGAAAAUGUAUUGUUGUCUGCCUCCCAAUUUACUGUGAAUUUAAUGACAACUAUUCAUUCACCUUUUAAUUUAAUUUUUUUUUAAAAAAUUGUUUUGUUGCAAUUUAAA
Pantherophis guttatus is the source of this 1120-nucleotide messenger RNA. NCBI's taxonomy places the organism in Eukaryota, Metazoa, Chordata, Lepidosauria, Squamata, Colubridae. The record is from RefSeq and is a predicted model, not a curated record.